Molecule: messenger RNA, 2677 nt
Organism: Austrofundulus limnaeus
Lineage: Eukaryota; Metazoa; Chordata; Actinopteri; Cyprinodontiformes; Rivulidae
Product: DNA topoisomerase I, mitochondrial
Exons: 20
Coding region: 151-2379 (742 amino acids)
Biological process (GO): DNA topological change; DNA replication; chromosome segregation
Cellular component (GO): chromosome; nucleolus
Molecular function (GO): DNA topoisomerase type I (single strand cut, ATP-independent) activity; DNA binding
Source: RefSeq, a predicted model, not a curated record
UUUGAGUGACGUCAGUCAGGUCAAGAUAGGCGUGGGAACGUUUCAKCUUAAACUUUUGCUCGACUCGGAAAGCAGCUCAUUUUGUCUUUUUUUUGCCGACCUAACAAGUGCGGCCCAGUUAUUAUCGAAUGUGCUGUGUUCGUGUGAGACAUGGGCCGAGAGAAGGACGCUAAAGGGGACGGAAAGCACAAGCUCAAGGCAAAGAAAAAGCUGAGCGACCACCAUGARAGCGCAGGUGUCGUGGGCGACCUCGUCAAGAACAGAACGAAGACAAGUAGAUCCAAAGAGAAGACACAAAAAGCAAAGUCUCCCAACAAGGUCAAGACAGAAGCCCAGGCAUCAGUCAGCAGUUCCAGUGACUCUGUAAAACAAGAGCCACACAGUGAUGACUUUACUGUGAGUAAAGGUGUGAAGAGGAAAAGGAUUAAGGAUGAACCAACAGAAGGGACUUCACAGUCUGCUGCAUCACCUACCUCAAAGAGGAAAGAUAAGCAACAUGGKCACAAAGAAGAAAGUGAAGUAGAAGCUCAGAAAAAUAAGUCCAAAGUGAAAACAGAAAAAACAGUAAAGAAAGAGGAAGGAGAACCUCCGGUCUCAAAAAAAGUGAAGAGGACAAAGGAGGAGGUGGAGGAAGCAAGACGGCUGAAGAUCAAAAAGAAGGAAGAGGAGGAGCAGAGUCGCUGGAGAUGGUGGGAGGAAGAGAAGUAUGAAAGUGGAGUGAAAUGGAAGUUCUUGGAGCACAAUGGACCCUACUUCCCUCCUGAGUACCAGCCUUUCCCGGACAACAUUAACUUCUGCUAUAAUGGGAAGAAGGUGAAGUUGAGUCUGGCAGCAGAGGAAGUGGCGCUUUUCUUUGCCCAGAUGUURGACCAUGAGUACACAACGAAGAAGGUGUUUCGGGAGAACUUCUUUAAAGACUGGAGGAAGGAAAUGACGUCAGAGGAGAGGUCACUGAUUCAAGAUCUUGAAAAGUGCGACUUUGGAGAAAUCCACGCCAUGCACAAAGCCAAAGUGGAAGCUAGAAAAAACAUGAGCAAGGAGGAGAAAUUGGCUUUGAAGGAAGCCAAUCAGAAGAUAGUGGAGGAAUAUGGCUUCUGUCUGCUGGAUCACCACAAAGAACGAAUUGGAAAUUUCAAGAUUGAGCCACCAGGUUUGUUCCGAGGAAGAGGCGAACAUCCCAAACAAGGAAUGCUGAAGAAAAGGAUCCAACCUGAAGAUGUCAUCAUCAACUGCAGCAAAGAGUCCCGGAUCCCCGUACCACCCGCUGGUCACCGCUGGAAGGAAGUACGACAUGACAACACUGUGACAUGGCUCGCCAGCUGGACGGAAAAUAUCCAGGGCUCAAUUAAAUACAUCAUGCUCAACGCAAACUCUAAACUCAAGGGAGAGAAGGAUUGGGAAAAAUACGAGGUUGCUCGGAAACUGAAGUCAUGUGUGGACGACAUUCGGAACCAGUACCUCCAUGAUCUCAAGUCUAAACAGAUGGUGACACGCCAGAGAGCGGUGGCUCUGUACUUCAUAGACAAGCUGGCUCUGAGAGCUGGUAAUGAAAAGGAGGAGGGGGAGACUGCAGACACAGUGGGUUGCUGCUCUCUUCGGUUCGAGCACAUCACCUUACACGAGCAGCUGGAUGGUAACGAGUACGUGGUGGAAUUUGAUUUCCUGGGUAAAGACUCCAUUCGCUAUUACAACAAGGUUCCAGUCAUCAAGAAGGUUUUCAAGAAUCUCAAACUUUUCAUGGAGAACAAGGAACCUGGAGAUGACCUCUUCGACCGUCUGAAUACGAGCCUUCURAACAAACAUCUGAGCUCUCUGAUGCCUGGUCUGACUGCAAARGUUUUCAGGACUUAUAACGCCUCCAUCACCCUGCAGCAGCAGCUGAAAGAGCUCUCRAACAAAUCUGACAAUGUGGCAGAGAAAAUGCUGUCCUACAACCGGGCCAACAGAGCUGUCGCUAUUCUCUGUAACCACCAGCGGGCGCCACCAAAGACCUUCGACCAAUCAAUGGCAAACCUUCAGGCCAAGAUUGAUGCUAGGAAGGAACAGCUGGCUCUCGCUAAAACAGAGCUGAAACAGGCCAAGAAGGAAGCAAAGACCAAAGGCAGCUCAGACCCUAAACUGCAAAGUUUGGUGGAGCGAAAGAAGGCAGCAGUGAAGCGCUGUGAGGAGCAGCUUCUGAAGAUGGAGGUCCAGGCAACUGACAGAGAGGAGAACAAACAGAUUGCUCUGGGUACCUCAAAGCUCAACUACCUGGACCCACGRAUCACUGUGGCCUGGUGUAAGAACAUGGAGGUGCCUAUAGAGAAAAUCUACAAUAAAACCCAACGAGAGAAGUUUGCCUGGGCCAUCGACAUGACGGAAGCAGACUUUGAGUUCUAAAUCUUCACUUCUGAAACUCCAAAAUCAUAAACUGACUCCAUUAUACAACCAAGGAACCUUUUUACUUUAUAGAACAUACUAGAAAUGCAAUAUUAGACUGAAGAUGGGCUGCAGAGUGGUACAAUCAAGCUUAAUGUUAUUGUUCACUACUGUUUUUUGUUUUUGCUUUGGGCUCUUAUUUUGCCAAAAUUUGCAUAUUGUUUAUUUUUUUAUUUUAAUUUUUUUCAAUAAAGGUUCCUACUUGGCAAAGUGAAGAUGUGAUAUUGUCAAAAAAAUUAGAUUUUGUAGAUAUGGUUGU